GUUUGUCUUCAUCCCGACGCGUCGGCACGACAACAUGAAAGUUUCUCUUGUUCUACUCGUGCUUGGCAGCCUAGCGUUUGCAGCUCACGGUCUUGCGGUGUCCGACUUAUUUUACGAAGAAAACGGAGACAUCGCGGUACUCUCGAAACGAGCCGCAGCUGGAACUCCAUUUCAGAAAAGAUAUUCCACUGGUUGCAGUGUCACAUUGAGUGGCAGCCAAACAUGCGACAUGAACAAAUGUCCUGACGAACUCUACUAUUGCAAACUCGUCGGGGGAAGAGAUCAAUGUUGUACACAGACGGGAAAAGUCGUCUCUCUAUUUGGCGGACUUCUGCGACGCAACAUGUGCCAAGAAGACUGCCGGAACCCACUGACACGAACUCAACCCCAGGCACCAGCUCCAAACGAAAAUAACGGCGCGGAAACUCAAGGAGAGACAAAAACUGACGCUCCGAUCAAAGCCGAAACCAAAGCGCCAACUAGAGCUGCAACUAGAGCUCCAACUGAAGCUAAAACUGAAGCUCCAACGAAGAAAUCGACGAAAGCUCCUACCAAAAAGCCAACAGGAACUCCAUUUCAGAAAAGAUAUCCCACUGGUUGCAGUGUCACAUUGAGUGCCAGCCAAACAUGCGACAUGAACAAAUGUCCUGACGAACUCUACUAUUGUAAACUCGUCGAGGGAAGAGAUCAAUGUUGUACACAGACAGGAAAAGUCGUCUCUCUAUUUGGCGGACUUCUGCGACGCAACAUGUGCCAAGAAGACUGCCGGAACCCACUGGCACCAAACGAAAAUGACGACGCGGAACCUCAAGGAGAGACAAAAACUGACGCUCCGACCAAAGCGCCAACUAGAGCUGCAACUAAAGCUCCAACUGUAGCUAAAACUGCGGAACCUCAAGGAGAGACAAAAACUGACGCUCCAACCAAAGCCGAAACUAAAGCACCAACUAAGGCUCCAACUGAAGCUAAAACUGAAGCUCCAACUAAGAAAUCGACAAAAGCUUCUACCAAAAAGCCAACAGCCAAACCAGCAAGUUCUGUUUGCAAAGUCAGUGUUCCUUCUACGCAGCAGUGCCCGAGCGAUAAAGUCCGUCUCUGUCCGUCUUCGACGUGUAAAGUAAAGGGAGGAGAAGUGAGAUGUUGUAAUCCGAUUCUAAUCAAUGCUAGACCUGCUUCGCAAGGUGGAUCUCAAUCGAGAUGUUCGGAGACUUGUGAUUAUCCGAGUGUUGGAAGAGUUUUCGCACAAGCCGUUGGGGCUCCAAAAAAGCCUGCAUGUUUCGAUCAAAAUUACUCGUCUAUCUGCCUUCGCUACAAACGUUAUUGCUUUGUUCCUAACAUCUACCGAUAUUGCAGGGAGACUUGCGGACGCUGCUAACAGAAUUGCCUUCGACAAAGAUGAAUGUAGUGUAGAUGAAUUAGUUUGGUUGAGAAAUACUGCACCGCGCAAUAUGCAGUCAAAAUAGCAUAUCUAGUUAUCUAACAGAUUCAUGUAUUUAUACGACAAUCGUGCGUUUACUACGCGAGUAUUCUUGCUAUUGUAGUAAUUAAUUAAUUAAUUAAUAAUAAUAAAUCAUUUCCUUGCUACUGAUUCA
Messenger RNA from Corticium candelabrum, 1592 nucleotides. Its product is annotated as salivary glue protein Sgs-3-like. Bases 35 to 1375 code for a protein of 446 amino acids. The transcript is spliced from 9 exons. The record is from RefSeq and is a predicted model, not a curated record. NCBI's taxonomy places the organism in Eukaryota, Metazoa, Porifera, Homoscleromorpha, Homosclerophorida, Plakinidae.